ACAGCCCGGGGAACCUACGUCAGUGCUCAGACCCCCGCAAAGACCUAGAGAAAGUAGGGGGAUUUGGCCAAGGUUACUCAAGGCCAGAAGUCAGGGCUUCUGAUUCCCUGAGCUGGACAUUUCUCCCCCAAAUUCCUACUACUUGCCAAAACUUUGUUGAGAAACCGAACAUUGAGACUUGACAAAAUUUAGGCCAUGCACUUUAUCUGCCUGGUCAGGUUACAUUCCUCAGUAGCCCCAUCAUACCCGUGACAUUACUUACCCACUUUUCGGAGGAGAGCCCAGAGACGUCCAGGUCUUUGACCAACGUGGCACAGCCGCUGAAGUCCAGGAGCAUGGCAGAACUCCCAAGGCUCAGAAAAAGACAGCCUUCAAAGCAGCCAGCCCUGGAGACGUGAAGCCCCCAGGAGCCCCAGGUGGGAAAAAACCCAAAGCAGACCUCAGCCAGAAGACCCUGCAGAUGAAGACUCCCACAGAGGCUGCAGCCCCAAGCCUCCCAGCCUCCUCCAUUCUGACCCUGGUGUUAGGGAGGGGCCGCUUCCAGAAGGUGGGGGACUCUCUCAGCCUGCGGGCUGGGGAUCCCCUGGAGCUUCGCUGCCGGGGCAAGGGGGUCCACUGGAGGGUGCCUGUAUACCUGGAAGAGGAGGGCAAGGAACGCCUGAGAAUCAAGCACUUCAGCCGUCACAGCCAGCUGCAGCUGGUCAACUCCACGGGCGCGGACACGGGGGAAUACAGCUGCUGGGCUCAGCACUGCCAGGAUGGCGAGGGCGCAGAAGGCGAGGCCCGCCAGGGAAAGACCUUCAUCUUCUUCGCAGACCCAGAGGAGCUCUUUGUCCCCACCGAGGAUUAUUAUAAGGUGGUGCAGUUGCACAGCCAUCAACCAGUCCUGCUUCCCUGCCAGGUGACCAACCCUCUGGCCCAUGUGACACUGCAUCGGGAGUUCCCCCCGGAGGAAGUCCCAGUGGAUGGGAUAGACAUCUCCUUUGACGUGAAGAAGGGCUUCACCAUCCACCGGCCCCGAGCUUCCUUGGCUGGAGCCCUCUUCUGCUUGGCCAGCCUGGGUGGCUUGAGACAAAUCUCUACCAAGUACAUGCUGAUCUACAUCAAGUACCCGUCAUCCUCCCCCAAACCCACUAUCCAAGCUUCAGCAACAUCAGUCCAACUGGGAGAGAACUUCCGUGUGACCUGCACGGCUCUGGGUGAGCCAGACAUUGCUGUGGACUUUAUCUGGGAAUAUCCAGGGCAGAAGCUGGGCCGACCCCCCUACGUCAGCGAGUGGGCCAGUGUCGUUCGCCAAGAGGGCCAGGUACAGCAGGAGGCAGGGAGUACCCUGCAUGUGGAAGAGGCCCGGGCUGGGGACUCUGGCAUCUACACCUGCAGGGCUACCAACCUUCAGGGCACGGGGACUGCCACCACCCGCGUCCGUGUAACCAGAAGCUCUCAUGGGUCCCCUGCCCCUUCCUAGCUCUGUCCCUGGCUGCAGGCAUCCUGGUGUGGAGCAGCGGGCAGAAACAGGGGUAGGUAACUGUGUGAACCUUGGUGUUGUUAUGCCAAGCUGUUGUCCCCUGCAGAGCAGAAAGAGCCUUUGCACUGACCCCUGAGACUCUGCCCACCCAUGACCUCUUCUAAUGGCCAGCUAUCACUCCAACAUCGGGCCCCACUCCAAGGGUGGGCAAAGCUAGGGCCAGUGGGGUACCAGAAGUCCAGGAGGGAGUACAGAGUCACUGAUGAGUCACCCAAGCCCAGACCAUACUCCUCAAUGAUCCCUGCCACUGGCAAAGGUCCUCAAAGAGGAGCCACCUCCUCCCUGUUCCAGGAGAACACAGGGGCCAGAUAAACACAAUACCAUUGUUUCCACGGCUUGUCUGCCCCAGUGUGAGACCAUGACCGCAGUUUAUCUCCUUGCAUCCACCAUAGGUUACUUGAGGGAAACCCUGCUCCCCAUGACUUGCCCCUUCUCCAGCCCGGCCCCUCUCAAUUAAAACCAUGCUCUCUAAAGUGCAUUCUGCAGCCUGAAGUGCUUAGGCUGGGGUAGAAAAUUGGUCGCAGGAGUUUAGAAAAUGCUGGACACUGCUUCCUUCUUGGAAAUUUGUAGUGCACAUUACCAUAUUAAAGGUUCUGAGAAGUCCUGCACUUUGCAGAUCUGUUUAACUGGA
Felis catus (domestic cat) is the source of this 2156-nucleotide messenger RNA. RefSeq names its product platelet-derived growth factor receptor-like protein. The coding region runs from base 461 to 1465 and encodes 334 amino acids. The transcript is spliced from 6 exons. NCBI's taxonomy places the organism in Eukaryota, Metazoa, Chordata, Mammalia, Carnivora, Felidae. The record is from RefSeq and is a predicted model, not a curated record.